AAAGCAAAUUCUAAAGAAACAGUUCUCGUAUCGCCUGUCUCCUUUCACACCAGCGACGGCUCUUCGCCUGAAGCCCUCUGCCAAGGGCCUCCCAAUCCCAUUCCAAUGUCGGCCACCGCGCUCUUCCUCCCCGCAAAUCCAAACCCGACGCCUAGCCUCCCCUGCUCCUUCCGCCAAACCACGCCGGCUUCCACAUCCGACGUGCUUCACUUUCGGCUCCGCCUCCCCCGCCACGCCCGCGCUCGGACCCAUCUCCCCGCCGCAUUCGGGAGGGGAUCGCCUGCGGCCGGGCGCGGAGCGAAGGACUACUACGCCACGCUGAAUAUCCGCCGCGAUGCCACGCUGCAGGAGGUCAAGGCCGCCUACCGGACCCUGGCCCGCAAGUAUCAUCCUGAUAUGAACAAGAGCCCUGAGGCUGAAGAAAAGUUCAAGGAGAUAAGUGCUGCAUAUGAGAUUCUAUCAGAUGAAGAUAAAAGAUCAUUGUAUGAUCGUUCUGGGGAAGAAGGGCUCUAUGGUGAUUACGUUCAUGGAGAUAUUGGUACACAUGGGAUUGAUCCAUAUGAACUCUUUAAUGCAUUCUUUGGUGGUUCUGACAAGAUUUUUGGAGAUAGCAUGGCCCCUGGGGGAUUUCAUUACAGUGCGGAAGUGAACGACAACAGGGGACUUGAUAUUAGCUAUGAUCUUCUCCUUUCUUUUGAAGAAUCAAUCCUUGGAGGCAAACAGGAAAUCAAUAUUUUUCGCCAUGAAACAUGUGGCACUUGUCAUGGGACUGGAUCUAAAUCUAGCAAUGGCAUCACAGAAUGCACUCGAUGCAGAGGUCAGGGCAGGUUGAUGAAAACUCAAAGGACACCUUUUGGUAUUGUUUCUCAGAUAUCUUCAUGCUUAAAUUGUGGUGGCAAUGGGAAGGUAAUUACUGAACAUUGCACAGAAUGUCACGGUUCAGGCAAAGUCCAAGUUGAACGCGAUAUUAAAGUAGACAUACCUGGAGGCAUUGCUGAUGGCUCCACCAUUCGAGUUAGAGGAGGAGGUAGUGUUGAUAAGCAAAGGGGAGCGAGUGGCGACCUGUAUAUAUUCAUUCGCGUUAAUGAAAAACAAGGCAUCCAUAGAGAUGGUCUCAAUUUGUACUCGGAUGUCUCAGUUGAUUAUACUGAUGCAAUCUUGGGAACCACAGUGAAGGUUGAAACAGUAGAAGGAUUCAGGGAUCUUCAUAUUCCUUCUGGCACUCAGCCUGGAGAGAACUUAAAAUUUUCUCAAUUAGGAGUUCCGGACAUUAGCAGGCCUAACAUCAGAGGAGAUCACUACUUCGUGAUAAAGGUGAAGAUUCCGAAGAAUAUCAGUGAUCGGGAGCGUUCGCUCGUUGAAGAGCUUGCCACACUAAGUAAAGCUCAGAAUAUUUCAGUUCCACAUGAAGUUCCAUCCCUCCAUCCAUCUGCAAGGAGGAAAAGAUCAUUCUGGGGGUCUAUAUGGAAUUUGUUCAGGGAAGAUAAAGGGGAUCAGAGAUACGCUUCAAUCAGUGUACAGCCUAUUAUUCCAGGAUGGACUUCUCGCCGAGGGGCUGAGCCUGCUGUUCCGUUGCUGCUAAAAGGAUUCCUCAUGAUAGCAGCAUUCUUACUCGUGAUCAGCAGAACCACUAAACCCAGGUUUAUUCGGAACCGUGAUGAUCGUCCAACUCAGGCCAAAGUAACUGCACAGCCAGAGUGAAUUUUUGUGAUCCUGUUUUCUGAAUUUUAAUGGCAUCGCAGUCUGGUGAUCAUAAUUUUGCCGCUCAAAGCUGCUGGGGAAAAGAAUCUGUCCUGGACGGCUUUCUAGAAUGAUAGAGUUAUAGACUGCUUCUCACUAGUCAUUUUGUCAUCAUGCCAAUUGCCAACAUGUGUCGUCGUUUAUAAGAACUUGAGGCAGUUUUGGCGAAAAUCAGAGGAAAGGAUGCAGAAACAUGAUUGUGGAGUGUGGACAAAUGUACAGUCUUCCAGCUUGUCUGCACAAAUUUGUGUAGUGUUCCAGCCUGGAACGCAGUGUACAUUGACGCGUUAAACAAAAUAACCUUAUUUCUCAUGAAAGUUUCAGGGUUUGUUUAGUUUACAGCCUUCGUGGCAACGAAGUUCAUGAGCACUGAAUUUUCGAAAGCAAA
Messenger RNA from Panicum hallii, 2128 nucleotides. RefSeq names its product chaperone protein DnaJ-like. The coding region runs from base 106 to 1701 and encodes 531 amino acids. NCBI's taxonomy places the organism in Eukaryota, Viridiplantae, Streptophyta, Magnoliopsida, Poales, Poaceae. The transcript is spliced from 10 exons. Gene Ontology annotation, molecular function: ATP binding; heat shock protein binding. Gene Ontology annotation, biological process: protein refolding; response to heat. The record is from RefSeq and is a predicted model, not a curated record. Gene Ontology annotation, cellular component: cytoplasm.